AGAGCAUCACGGAAACCACAUUGUUUACAGCACAAUACGCCCACGAUUUCCUGCAGUCAUUGCCAUAUGAAGAUUUACAUUCAAUUGUACCGCGAAAUUCGGACACACGAAACAAAACAAACUCGAUUUGCAAUAUUCGCAAAUCAUUUGAAGAAUCAACUGAGUUUCACAAAAUUGGUCAAGCUUUCAUGACUAGAUGUAAUUGGGGUACCAACAAGUGGAUAACAAUGUUGGCAUUAUUGUUCUGCAUCAUAUGACCGUGGAGCCGGCGAUAUUUACUGGGUAUAUGGGCUGCGGUGGUUAAUCAAUGGUUUCCAGCUGUGCUCCAGCUGGUAAAAAUUCGUGGAUAUCAACCUGUUUUCAACUGCACUCAACUGUUUGUACUAAGGGCGUACAAGUCAAAAUGAGAUCUGUUUACAUCAGCUUCUUUGUAAUUGAUGGUUGUGCGAUAUUUGCAAACUUUUGUGCCUCAGUUUUGAUUGUUAUUUGUGAUCUUAGCUAUGCAUGACAAGGAACCGAUAAAUAUUAUUAAUUGUUGUUUAUGUUACAAUGUCGUGGCGGCCGCGAUAAUUUUGUGAAACAGGAUUGUAAUUUCUCUUCUGCUCCGCCUAUAUUCAGACACUAUGGCACGAAAGAGACGAUUGACAUUGGAUUCUGAGAGAAAGAGGAGAAGAAACGAAAUGUUACCACGUCCUCGUCCUGAACAACAGCUGGGAAACAUUGCUUCCUGUUAUGAAGUUAACUGCAGCAACAAUAAAGGAAGGAACCCUGAUUUAUGUUUUUUUACUUUUCCAAAAGACCCAGAAAGAUGUAGGAAAUGGGUAAUCAACUCCAAGAGGGAAGAUCUCCUGCAGAAAACCAGUGAUUAUACACAUAGAAAUUGUAGAUUAUGUAGUAAUCACUUUGAAGAUAGUCAAUUCAUGAACUCGAUUAAGAAUUCAUUAAUUAAAACUGCAAUUCCAACCCUCUUUUCAAUAUCUAACUUGCCAAAGCAAAUUUUCCCGAAAACAACACCAGCGGCAUCAAUGGAUAAAUGUUUAUCUAAAAGAAACAAAUUGAAAGGUGCUCCUAAGAUGGUCAAGAACACAUUGAAUAAUGAGUCUGGAACUAGAAGGAAACAGAGUAUCAUCUGCAGAAUAGAUGAUUCCCUGAUAUUAAAAAGAGGUGUUCCUAAGAUGGUCAAAAACACAUCAAGUGUAGAGUCAAGCACAAGAAGAAGGAAACAGAGUAUCAUCUGUAGAAAAGACGAUUGCCUGAAAGCAAAAACAGACAAUGAGAACUACGAGGAGGCUGAUGCCGGCGGGGACGAUGACGUGGACGAUGCAGACGACGACGACGACGCCAGCGGCGGCGACGAUGUUGAAGACGAUGCCGUCGGCGGUGCCGGUGCCGGUGUCGAAGGCGAUGAAAGCGGCGGUACCGAUGUCGAGGGCGAUACCAACGGCAGUGACGAUGUCAAGGACGAUGCCGGCGGCAGUGACGAUGGCGAGGACGACGCCAGCGGCUCCUACGAUGACCAUGCCAACGGCAGUGACGCUGUCGAGGACGAUGCCAGCGACAGUGACGAUGGCGAGGGCGACGUCAGCGGCUCCUACGAUGACGAUGCCAACGGCAGUGACGCUGUCGAGGACGAUGCCAGCGGCAGUGACGAUGGCGAGGACGAUGCCGAUGCCGGCGGCUGUGCUGAUGAGGCGAAGGCAUGGUGCGAGUGCCGGGCGCGCACCGAGGCCCUGCGGGCGCGGGUGUGGCGCGCGGAGCAGCUGCUGGAGCGCGUGCUGGGCCAGCUGGAGGCGGAGGAGCAACGCCGCCCGGACGCGGCCGCGGGCGACGGCGGCGGCGAACGCGCCGGCGACGGCCAACGCGCCGGCGCCGACGUGGACACCGUCGUGCUGGGCCAGCCAGGC
Gryllus bimaculatus (two-spotted cricket) is the source of this 1904-nucleotide messenger RNA. The record is from the annotation of a GenBank genome assembly. NCBI's taxonomy places the organism in Eukaryota, Metazoa, Arthropoda, Insecta, Orthoptera, Gryllidae.